This is a messenger RNA of Closterium sp. Naga37s-1, 3588 nucleotides long. The record is from the annotation of a GenBank genome assembly. NCBI's taxonomy places the organism in Eukaryota, Viridiplantae, Streptophyta, Zygnematophyceae, Desmidiales, Closteriaceae.
AUGGUGGAGCUCUUGUUCUAUCUGUCAGCGCACGCGCUGACUGUGUUUCUUGCAAGGAAGGGCGGCAGCAAUGGGGGCCACGUGGCACCUGUGUAUCGCCAUAUCGGCACCAGAUCUGAACUGGUGGCUGCGCAACACACAAGAUUGGCCAGCCUGGCGCGGCGUUCAGACCAGCUGCAAGCGAGGCAGCAGGAGCUGCAGCAGUCGCACGCGUGGCAGAUGGAACAGGCAGCGCAGCUGGAGCGAACCAUCCGAAGCCUCGAGCUGCGCAAUGUGCCAGUAGCAGCAGCAGCAGAACCUGUGGUAGAGGGUGUCAAGGCAGUGAACAGGCAGCUGCAACAGCUUUCAGCAAGCUUGGAGACGGAUGUCCCUAAGCUAGCGGAUCUGACUGGCCGAUUCUUCGCCCGGAACUCCAGAGCCACAGGGCAGGAGCAGCAAGGAAGCAGUGAAGCAGGCAGGGAGUCCGGCCAGGAACCCUGCGACACCAGCCGUGUGUGCGAUGGUGCUGGUGCUGAUGAUGGGGGUGGCGUGAGUGGUGGUGAUGAUGAGGACGGAGGAGAUGGUGCUAUGGAACUAGGGAAUGGCAAGGCGGGUUCAGGAGAAUCAGGGCCGGCAGCAGGAGUGGCAGGAGAGGGAGGUGGAGGAGGAGAAGGAGGAGGAGGGGGCAUAGAUGGUGGUGGCAGUGGUGGUGGUGGUGGUGGUGGCACUGGCAAUGGUAGUGAGCUGUUGUUGAUCCGUUCAGAGGUUAUUGGGAACCACAUCGCGGCCUUGGCAGCACUGCAACCCGCAUUGCAGCAACUGGCCGACUCAGUACAAGAAGCAGGCCCCUCGCACUUCUUCUUCCCCCCUCCAGAAGCGCCCACUGCAGGAGCAGGAGGAGCAGAUUCAUCAGGACAGGGGGGAACGCCAGCAGCAGCAGAGGCAGGAGCAGCAGCCGCAGCAGCAGCAGCGGAAGGGGGGUCAGGAGGAGGGAGGGUGGCGGCACCCCGCCCUUCUGGGGAGGUGAGUGACUUCUCUGCGGACCCUCUAUUCCCCUGUACUGACUGCUCUACCUCACUCCCUCCCCCAUUCCCGUCCUCCUCCCCCCUUCCCCCCUAUCCCUCCCCACCAGACAUGGAGAAGCAGAUCUUCCACCCCAGCCUUUGCAGCGGACCCCUUAUCUCACUCGUUACCCCCCAUCCCCUCUCCCGCCUUCUCCCACCAGACACGGAGAAGCAGAUCUUCCACCAGGUGCUCAAGGCCACCCCGGACUUUGCAGCGGAUCCCUUAUCCCCCUGUACUAUUUCCCUCUCCCUCCCUUCCACCCCUCCCAACUCCCCUCCUCCCUCCUCCCCCCAUCGUUCUCCCCAACCAGACACGGAGAAGCAGAUCUUCCAUCAGGUGCUCAAGGCGAAUCCCGACUUUGCACCGGACCCCUGGCCCUCCCCACUCAUCUCCCCUCCCCACUCACUACUUUCUGCCAUCUCCCCCUCCCCCCCACCACCAGACACGGAGAAGCAGAUCUUCCACCAGGUGCUCAAGGCGAGUCCUGACUUUGCAGCGGACCCCCUAUUCCCCUGUAACGACUGCUCUUCCUCUGCCUGCCCCUCCCUCCCCCCACCACCAGACACGGAGAAGCAGAUUUUCCACCGGAUUUGCCUCCUCUUCUCUCCUCUUCUCUCCUCUCCUCUUCUCUCCUCUUCUCUCCUCUCCUCUCCUCUCUUCUUCUCUCCCCUGCGUUACCUUCUCCUUGCCCCCUCCUCCCCUAUUCCUCGUUUGUCCUGUCCUUCCCCGUCACCCACUUCCCCGCAUCCCCCCCAUCCCAUGCCACCAGUCGCUGCUAUCAGCACAGAGGCAGAGCUCUCCGCCUCUCUCUACUCCACUGCCCACAUGAACGCUCAGCUAUCACUCGCCGUGCCCCUUCCCCCUCUCCCCUGCCCCCACUACCCCCCACAAUACCUCCCAGUCGCUGUCGCUGCUAUCAGCACAGGAGGCAGAGCUCUCUGCCUCGCUCCGUUCCACUGCUCUCAUGGACGCUCAGCUAUCACUCGCCAUGCCCCUUCCUCCUCCUUCCUCCCUCAAGUCGCCUGCUGCUGUGAGUGGGGCUCCAACCGGAGAUGCGGAUUCUCUCCUCGUAAAGAACCUACUUUUUUCCCUUUCUUCUCCUCAUCUCCCUUCCACAUAUCCUCCCCUCAUCUUCCUUCUCCCGUCCUCCUUCACCGUUUCACCUUCCCCGACCCUUCCCCCUUCAACCUCUUCCCUUCUCCUUUCCCUUCCUUUUUCCCCCUUCCCCCUUCUCGCUUCCCCCUUCCCCCUUCGUUUUUUCCACUCCCCACCCCUUUCAACCCCUGGGAAGAGGUGCUUCUGGCGAGCGUCCCAAUCCCCUCGCAGCAGACCUUCUCUGCUCUUCCCUUCUCUUUUUUCACACGCGAGGCGGAUUGGCAGCAGCAGCAGCAGGAGGGGGAUCAGCAGCAGUGGCAAAACAGAGGAGAUGGGCCACACUCGUACAGCAGUGGGGAUGAUGACGGCAGGAGGGGAGAGGAUGGGGACCAGGACAUUUACAUCAAGAAGGAGGAGAAGAAGAGGGAGGAGGAGGAGAGGGGGCGGGAGGAGGAGGUGGAGGAGGAGGAGGAGGAGGAAGAGGAGGAGGGUGGAAACUGCGGCAGCAGCGGAGGGAGGGGGGAUGAGUUUUUUUACCACGGCAGCAGCAGUCCCAGCAGCACCAGCUGUGGGUCUAGUGCCUUUCCACCACCUGUGUUGGCUGGAGAGGUUGGGCGAGGCAGGAUGGGGGGCUGUGCGGACGAACAGGGGUUUGAAUCGCUGAACCAGAGGUUCUUGAUGCCGAGAAUGCAGGCAGAGGUUGGCAGUGGUAGUGGUAGCGGCAGGGGGAGUGGGAGCGGCAUCGGCAGCGGCAGCGGCAGCGGCAGCGGCAGCGGCAGCGGCAGCGGCAGCGGCAGCGGGAGGGGCACUGGCAGUCACAUGGUUGCUGCAAGUAACAGUCACAUGGGGAGUGGUAGCCUUCUGGGGAAUGGCGUUCCCAUGCAGGGUAGCAGUCACAUGGGAGGGAAGGGGGGAGCACACGAAGGGGAUUAUCACAUGCACCUCGCUGCGAAAACACAUCUGGAGAGCAGCAGGCGCGGAGAACAGGCAUCACCAUACGCUACCCCUCCUGCUGCUGUUGGUGGUGCUGCGGCUCCCGCUGGUGCUGGGGAAUACGACAAUGAUGCUGAUUCUGCCUUUUGGACCGCGCCGGGCUUCUUUGCUGGUGAUACUCCUGCUCUCCCUGCAAGGUCGGCUGCUCUUUCUAUGGCGCCACUCUUCUUUGAUGGUGAUACACCACCAGCAGCAACAGCAGGAGGCGGAGGAGGGGCAGCAGCAGGAGCAGGAGGAGCAAGAGCACCAGGAGUGGUAGGAGCAGGUGGAGAAGUGUCGGACAGUCCAAGUCUGUGUGUGGAGCAGUGGCAGAGAGCGUUGAGUUACACCCAACACGAUGCCACCUCCUUGCUAGGGGACGAUCUUCUCACUGAUGAGGAUGUUCGUUUCCUGCACUCCUCCCCUCUCUCUCACUCCCUCUCUUACUCUCACUCUCAGUCCAACCGCCGCUACUGA